AUGAGCUCCAUGAUUGAGGGCAGUGAUGACCGGGCACGAGAGGAUGAGCUCGACUUGGGCCAAGAGAGCCAGCAUUACUCUGAGCCGACGCAAAACGGAAUUCCGGAGGACCCGGAGUCAGGGGUCGAGCUGGGAGAUACGUCAAUGGCACACGUCGAUGCGGAUCUUCCAGUGGUAGCUGCCCCCAACCUUACCUCCGAGAACAACACCACCUCCUUAGUCGAAGUUGAUACGACUGAUACUCCGUUGUCACCCUAUUCUGGGCAGCCUGGUGGUCCCGGUAGUGUCGAUGAAACCGCCUCGAUUCCGGAUGAUUCCCCUUCCUUACAUGGCUCCAUACUGUCCUCGCAAAGCAGCAGUGCUUUGGCACUUCGAGGCUCUCCUCUCCCUAGUCCCAGUCCCAGUCCAUCGCAUCGCCCUUUCGACCUGCGCUUCCAAUCCCGACUCUCCUCUUGGUCGUUGAGUGCGUUUCGUCCGUCGUCCCCGUUUCUGGCCCAGACUCAUUCUCGAAAGCCAUCCCGCACAAGUCGACUGUCCCCAGCCAUCGCUAAUUCCGAUACUGGAUCCCUGCAGGGCCCUUGGGAUGUAGUACGGUGGACCAAGCUGAGGAAGAUAACCGGGCACGCAUUCUCAGAGGUCGGAAAACGAAAUUUUGGCUACCCGACUUGUUUGGCAGUUUCAACCACCAUCGUGAUAGGGACGUCUAAAGGUAUCAUUCUGGUGUUUGACUACCAGCAGAAUUUACGGACAAUCAUUGGGUCGGGAGCAAAAACCACCGAAUGCGGAGCGAUCAUGUCGCUGGCGCUUUCUGCGGACCACUCGACAGUCGCUGGAGGCCAUGCAUCGGGCGACAUAUUCACAUGGGAAAUAUCAAAGUCAGCACGACCCUUUCUCCACAUACCGCCUAUUUCCAUGAACCAGGUCGACAGUGGCACUUCGGAAGGGCACCUCACUGGAUCUUCAGUGAUCCACGUGGGAUUUCUGGGGACCAGACGCACCGCGCUUGUAUCGGCUGAUAAACGAGGAAUGGCCUUCUCUCACUUAGCAACCCGAGGCAUGGGCGCCGUAGGGAGGACGGUGAAGACGACUAGGAUUCUAGGGCGAUACCCACAAUAUGUAGGACCUGGCAGUCGGCCGCGCAAGCCGAGCUCGGUGCUUGCGUUUUCGCCUCUCCCACUUGGUAACGUGGAACAGCCAACCGAUUCUCUGGGUUUGGUCGCCAUGAUUACACCCUAUCUCCUGGUAAUCGUCUCCACGACACCCGUGGCUCGCACUCAGCACAAAGCACCACGCCCGAAGGACGUUGCCGCCCAUGGCGCAAUGACUGGAGCCUUGGCCUGGUUCCCAGCAAUCAGACUCAAGGGUAAGGAUGCCCAGACAUCCAAAACCAAACUUGUCUACUGUUGGUCAAAUGUGUUAACCGUACUGGAUGUGUCUGAGUUUGAUACGGACGAGCCACCGGACAGAGACAGACCUCCAAACCUGGAGUUCAAGGCACGGAGCCGAUGGAAAGCUGAAGAAGCCAUCGUCGCCGUGCAAUGGUUGAGUCGCUCCGUGAUGGCCGUGCUCACAAUCACGCAGCAGUUACUUAUCCUUGAGGACUAUUCCAUGCGCGUAACCGACGCUAUAGAUAUCCUCAGCCGACACAUCUACCAUGUUGACUUGUUCUCAUCACAGCUGCACUCGCUGGUUGAGCAGCUAGACGAAGACAAUACAUCAAUGCAUAGUGUUGUGGCGGACGCAUUUUUCAUGAGUUUUCUUUCCUAUAAAGGUCGCUUGUUCCUUCUGAGCCACAACGACGUCUUUAUAGGCGGCCUCUCCAACUGGGCAGACCGACUUCUAGCGCUCAUGGAGGCAGGUGACUUCAUUGGGGCCAUUCGACUGGCGACAUCCUACUACCAAGGUAUCGGAGAGAAGCUCACUGUUGGUUUACCGGAUGAAGAUGUCUUAAGGCAGCCUAUGGUCCGGGAAAAACUCCUAGAGAUGGUGUCGGCCUCUUUGAAAUACGCCUUCGGCCGGAACCAGGAGGCGGGUAGUGAGCGACUGGGAAUCCGCCAACUCGAGGAACUAGCCGAAGUCUCCAUUUCGGCUUGCAUUUGUCUGGCUGACGAGGAGUUUCUCUGGUAUGAAGUAUUCCAUUGGUAUGAGGAAAAUGAUUCACAAGGGAUCUUUGUUGAUGCACUUGAACCGUAUAUUAUCGACGGAGCCGUGCGGUCUCUUCCCCCUACGGCAGUCAAAGCACUUGUCAGCCAUUUUGCAACUAACCAUACGGCUAGCCGUUUGGAGGAAAUAAUCUGUCUGCUUGAUACGACUACUAUGGACAUUGACCAAGUUACGACGAUGUGCAAGCAGUACAACCUAUACGAUGCAUUUAUAUAUGUCUGGAACCGCUGCCUAGAAGACUAUGUGAGCCCACUGCAAGAGCUCUUGGCACUCAUUCCUUCUCGGGGGGCCCUGGUCAACGAAAAUUCCGUAAACGAACUCAGGCACUAUACGAAUGCUGUGAAAAUGUUUCCAUACCUGUCAUUUGUCCUCACUGGCCGCAUCUAUCCUACAGGGGAUGAUAUGGGUGAAACCGAAGCAACCCGCGCCAAGACAACCUUGUAUGAGUAUUUAUUCUCAGGUAAUUCGUCUGACACAGGGACAGCCAUGCCCCCUGAACCAAACGACUCGUACCCUGACCUUCAGGCUAUGCUGAAGUUUGAUACGCCUGGGUUUAUGAGCAUGCUCAACGAGGCGUUUGAAGAUAGCUUCUUGAACGAACAAGAAGCCGACGAGACUCCAUUCCACGGAGUAACAAUCAACCGACAGUAUUUGAUCAGCUUGUUGUUGCAAAUCAUGGACCCUUCAGUCUUCCCGUCUUCUGAUACCAUUUACCUGGACAUGUUUAUUGCUCGCAACCUUCCGAAAUAUCCCCAGUAUAUCCUUCUUUCCGGCACCACGCUUCACCAGGUCCUGGAGCGAUUGUGCCAAUAUCCAACCCAGGAAAUGAAAGAAGAUUGCGAACUCAGCGCUGAGUAUCUACUGUCCUUUUAUCAUCCUCCGGACAUCCAGAGCAUGAUCCCGCUGUUUCAACAGGCACGAUUUUACCGGAUUCUCAAAUCCACCUACCGAUCGGAGAAACAAUUUCCGCAGCUGGUAUUGACUUACUUUGAGGAUCCGAGUGAUCAGAAAGCGAUUUUCACUUGCCUACAAGACUGUCUUCGCCCCGGUUCGCGAUUGGGUAAGAAACAGAGGCGGGAUGUCAUCGACGUAAUCAAGAGCCGUGCUGGUCAGUUAGUGGCGAUUGAUGUUGAGGCGGCUGCCCAGACAAUGCAGGACUUCGCGCCCGAGGCCCACGAGACGCUGUUCAAUUCACUGAAAGACGAUACCUACGGGCAGUAUCGGUAUUUGGCUAUCAUCGUUGAGCCUGCUACACAGCCUAUCGCCGAGAGGCAUGCCUCUAAAGCAGUGGAGAACUGGAUGAUCGAAUGCUAUGUGCAACUCCUCUGCAAGCACAAUCCGUCGCACGUCGCGGACUUUGUGGAUGAACUCCGGGUUGGUGAUGUGCGGCUCGAUGAACUGCUGCCCGCGAUGGAAGAAAGUGGAGUUGUGGAUGCAGCUGUCAUAUUGCUGGCUAGACAGGGCCAGGUUCAAGCUGCCAUGGGCCGUCUUGUUGCUCACCUGAGAACGCUAGAGUCGGGUCUCGUCGGAAUUCUUCAGAGCAUACGGGACAGUCCGGAUUCGGCCAGUACCGUAGAGGCGAUCGAUGGCCUCGUCGAAUCCUUGGACAAAUAUGCACGGGUUGGAACAUGGCUCUGUCAGGGUCAGACGAAGACGGCCAAGAAGCCGCGACCCGCCGAAAGAAAUGGUGGGAGAAAGACUGCCGUCGACCAGCCCCUUUCAUUUGAUGAGAACCUCUGGCUAGACCUCAUCGAGGCCGUCGUCCGAACGGCUAGUAGCGUUUUUGCGCUGAUCCAGGAAGAACUGCCGGACCAAAAUCAGACACAGCUAGGCCCGUCCAGCAAGUGUUCAGUGCUCUGCUCUCCAGCACCGUCCGGGUUGGGGGGGUCGUCGUUCACGGAACCGAGUGACGUGGCUUUCCUUCGCAUCUUGCGCGCAUUCCUCACGCGUGCAUCACACUGGUCACCCUCUUUGCUUGAGUUACGUGCCGUUCUUGCGUCAAUAUUUUGGGCCUACACAUAUGAGAAGUCACUGCUGGCGCUAGCUAAUGGCAUGCUGGACCGCGACCUCUUUGUGCAUGUGGACGAGGUAACGCGACUACGCCAAAGGGGAUGGCGGCCACGGGGCCAAACCGAUGCGCAGCAGCGUCGCAUCACUCGCCAGUUGCACGAACGACCUGACCCGGUCACCUCCCGGGGCAAGGGUAAAGCGGCUGCAGUACCGGAAACCAGUCAGACGCUACAUCCUCACGAGGAGCACGCGGAUUCGGGGUCCCUGGAUGGUGUUGAGGAAGGGAUGGAGGGGCACCCUGGAGAGGGCCGUGAGAUGCCGAUAGGGCCUGCGGUGGUGUUCUCCUGCCGGCACCUUUAUCACCGACAGUGCCUGGUGCAGUUGGCCCCAUCGAAGCUGACGCAUCACGGCCACUACGCGCCCGAGGGAUCAGGAGGGGAACUGUUCGCCUGUCCAAUCUGUCCUGUACAUACCGUUGACUGA
This is a messenger RNA of Aspergillus tanneri, 4656 nucleotides long. RefSeq names its product CORVET complex membrane-binding subunit VPS8 (gene VPS8). Gene Ontology annotation, molecular function: protein binding. The transcript is spliced from 5 exons. Gene Ontology annotation, biological process: endosomal vesicle fusion; protein targeting to vacuole. Lineage: Eukaryota; Fungi; Ascomycota; Eurotiomycetes; Eurotiales; Aspergillaceae. Gene Ontology annotation, cellular component: HOPS complex; late endosome. Bases 1 to 4656 code for a protein of 1551 amino acids. The record is from RefSeq and is a predicted model, not a curated record.